AUGAAGUUACCAGCAGGAUAUGGAUGUGAGACCACCACCAAUGGGGAUGAGACAGUACAUAAUAAUGCUGAUACUGCUGCUGCUGCUGCUGCACACCAGUCUGAUACGACUGAUACUACUCAACAUUUGACGUCUCAAAUGCAGCAUUAUCAUCAUUUACCCGUAGCAGUGGCUGUUUCCAUGACAAAUACCGUCUCUAGUCCCGAUCUGACACGUUCUACCUCAUCUGCUCGUCGAAAGACGGCGCAUCAUUUUUCAUUUCGUACACUCAUUGGAUCAAAUCAUCUUCGUUUGGCUGAUUAUGCGGGGAAACCUAUUCUCAUUGUAAAUGUAGCCUCACAUUGUAACUCAACUACGAAAGCCUACUUGCAGCUGAAUGAGUUGGCCAAACAGUUUCCAGACCUUGUCAUCAUUGGCUGUCCUUGCAAUCAAUUUGGUCAUCAGGAGAAUCUUAAUGGUGAUGAAAUUUACCAGAGUUUACGACAUGUUCGUCCUGGAAAAGGCUUUGAACCAGCUUUUUACCUCACGGAAAAAGUCGAGGUCAAUGGUGCCAAUGCCCAUGCGCUUUUCAAUUUUCUGAGAAUUACACUACCCUAUCCAUGUGAUCGUACGUUGCUGAAUGAAAUGUCGGCACCCAGCGGUGUCUUUUCCCACCCGAUGCGACUCAUUUGGAUGCCCGUCACUCGUGCAGACGUGAGCUGGAAUUUUGAAAAGUUCCUCAUUAGUCCGGACGGCACGCCGUACAAACGCUACAGCCCUCAGCUCGAUUAUACUGGAAUGAUCGAGGACAUUAAGUUCCUGUGCAAAGUGGAUCUGUCGACUCAGAAACAGCUAUAA
Molecule: messenger RNA, 837 nt
Organism: Peronospora belbahrii
Lineage: Eukaryota; Oomycota; Peronosporomycetes; Peronosporales; Peronosporaceae
Source: the annotation of a GenBank genome assembly